AUCGCAAUUGAGUCGUUCCAAUGAAAAACUGUGUGUGAAGAAUAAUAGUACUACCAAUCACUUUUGUUUUAGUUAUCAUCUAUGGAAUGAGACUUCUGAAACUUCCAAGUUUAUAUAUUCGAUUAUAAGCAACAGUUAACUUGUGGCGUUUUGCUGUGACACUUUUCCUUCAAAAGAGAGAUUUCAGGAUUUGCAACACUAUUUAUAUAUAUACACACACAUCAUGGCUACGGCUCCGUUCAUUCACGCGCGCUGUUCUUACACGUCUCGAAUCUCCAAUUUCAUCAACAAGAGUGGCUCGCAACAAAGCCCCGUCGCAUCUUCCUCUUCUCAUGCUUCUCAUUCCUCCUCUUCUUCUUCUUCGUCUUCCGCGUCCAAUUCCGGUUUCAAUUUUCCUUCUGGUACAAACAGUGGACAGAGACACCAGGGCCUAAGAGCUCAUGCUAUGAGUGCUACCACUAAUGGAAAGUCUAUUUCUAGCAUGGGAAAUUCUAGGAAUGACCCAGAUCAUCUCCUUGUUCUUGUUCAUGGUAUCUUGGCUAGCACUGCGGACUGGACUUAUGCAGAAGCAGAGUUGAAAAGGCGCCUUGGAAAGAACUUUCUAAUUUUUGUAAGUUCAUCAAAUACUUAUACUAAGACGUUUACUGGGAUUGAUGGAGCUGGAAAACGAUUAGCUGAUGAAGUCUUGCAAGUUGUCAGAAAAACAGAAAGUCUGAAAAGAAUCUCCUUUCUGGCCCACUCUUUAGGAGGCUUGUUUGCUAGAUAUGCGAUUUCUGUCCUCUAUUCACGCGAUACAUAUAAUAGGGACCAACCUGAUGAUCUUGCAACCAACACGGAAGGAAAUUCCCAAAGCACAAGCUUUUCGAAAGGAGGGAUGAUUGCUGGGUUGGAGCCAAUCAAUUUUAUUACUUUAGCUACUCCACAUCUUGGUGUAAGAGGAAAAAGGCAGCUUCCAUUUCUGUUGGGCGUCCCAAUACUAGAAAAGAUUGCUGCACCUAUGGCUCCUUUAUUUGUUGGUCGGACAGGUAGUCAGUUGUUCCUUACUGAUGGUAAACCCAACAGACCACCUCUUCUGUUGAGAAUGGCUUCUGAUUGUGAAGAUGGAAAGUUUCUAUCUGCACUUGGAGCAUUUAAAUGUCGCAUUAUUUAUGCUAAUGUUUCAUAUGAUCAUAUGGUUGGAUGGCGCACAUCCUCGAUAAGGAGGGAAAUGGAGCUCAGUAAGCCUCCUAGCCAAUCUUUAGAUGGAUACAAGCACGUGGUUGAUGUUGAGUAUUGCCCUCCAGUCCCUUCCGAUGGUCCUCAAUUUUCUCAAGAAGCAAUGAAAGCAAAGGAAGAAGCUCAAAAUGCACCUGGUACCCAUAAGACUGUGGAAUAUCAUGAAAUUAUCGAAGAGGAAGUCAUACAGGGAUUACAACAGUUGGGAUGGAGAAAAGUUGAUGUCAGCUUCCAUUCAUCAUUCUGGCCUUUCUUUGCUCAUAACAACAUUCAUGUGAAAAGUGAGUGGCUUCACAAUGCUGGUAUAGGAGUAAUUGCUCAUGUGGCUGAUAGCUUGAGACAACAAGAAGCAUCGUCAAUAUUGACUGCUAGCUUGUAACUAGUGUAUGUAACUUCACUAUGCCUGAGACAUGAGUAACUGCAUAAUACAGGAUUUUUAUUUUAGGUGUCACCAAUAUUAUUACAACAAUUUUUUAUAAUCAUAUAUUCAUGACACAAUAUGAAUUUAUAAAAAAAAGUACAGGAAAACAUGUAGUAGUUUUUACUUAAUUGUAGUUAUUAUGCAACUUAAUAUAAGGAUUCGUUAUCACUCUCUAA
Messenger RNA from Vicia villosa (hairy vetch), 1812 nucleotides. RefSeq names its product putative lipase C4A8.10. The record is from RefSeq and is a predicted model, not a curated record. The coding region runs from base 224 to 1594 and encodes 456 amino acids. Lineage: Eukaryota; Viridiplantae; Streptophyta; Magnoliopsida; Fabales; Fabaceae. The transcript has 11 exons.